Messenger RNA from Plutella xylostella (diamondback moth), 957 nucleotides. The record is from RefSeq and is a predicted model, not a curated record. Lineage: Eukaryota; Metazoa; Arthropoda; Insecta; Lepidoptera; Plutellidae.
GUCAUCGCCGGUGCUACACAUAUUUGACAGUUGGCAUUAAUUUCGAUUUUGUCCUUUUAAAAUGCGUGUAUGUGCUUUAAACGUGUGCAGAAAUUACAAAGGUCGACUAAAAACGACACACAAGGUCACCUACCAUCUGAUACCGAAUGAUCCCAUUAUAAGAAGCAAAUGGGUAGAAAUAAUUAGAAAAAGCCGUGGAGAGGACUACUGGAAACCAGCAAAAUCCACAGUGAUCUGCUCUGAUCAUUUCCACCACAAAGAUCUAUAUUACACAAAAAAUCAGACAGGACUCCGAAGACUGAAAAAGGGAGUGUUACCGAGCAAAGCAUUAUUUGUAUUACCAGCUAAGUCUGAAGAAAGCGCUAGCUCUGGCGAAGAAGCAGAAGCAAUAAGUGAAGGAUUUAGCAAACAGCCGACGCCUUCCACAUCAAAUCAAUAUGAAAAAAAAACCACAGAAACAGAUGACCAACCAAUUUUUCCUUCAACUCCUAAAACAUCAAAAGUAGAACAGACGGAAAUUGAAGACUUUUCAGACUUAGAUUCUGUUUUUGAUACCCCAAAAAAGCCAAGUUGAGAAAACAGUUAAGAAAAAAAAUAGCACUUCAGAAAAGAUACAUACUUAAAAUUCAGUCGCUCAGGCGCAAAAAUUUGCGACUCAAAAAAAAACUAGCCUCGUUCAAACAAAUUCUUGAGACUUUAAAAACAGAAAGAUAUAUUAACGAUGACACUCAUGACGUUUUGAGUAGUAACGUAUUUGCUGCAGACUUGUAUGCUAAAAUGAAGAAAAAAAUACAAGGAAAAUCUAAAAAGCCUGCGUCAAAAUACGAACCAGAAUUUAGAAAAUUUUGCUUGACCCUCCAUUUUUUGUCGCCUAACGCUUAUAGAUACAUUAGAAAUAAAUUUGAAACUUGUCUCCCUCAUCCAAAGACAAUAUCAAAAUGGUAUGCAAAUAUUGAU